AUCCUAUCUGUCGCUGAUCCGGCGCUGUGCUGGCUUCAUAGAAUAGAUAGAGUCUCCUUGCGAGAACCGGCGUCCUUCUCCAGCUCAGUGUUUUCCAACUCCGACCGUCACUCUUCCGACGGACGGUCUUUGGAAUACCCGAUCACUUUUCAGUCGUAUCAGUCGUCUCGCAUUUUACAAGGUUAACACAUCCAUCAAGCGCCGCAGCUACCUCAUUCCGUCUAGCACGCCGGCUGGAAUCGUACUGUGUCGAUUCAAUCAGCUUAAUCGGUCAUUUCUGACUGACGCAGUUCCUCUGCCGACAAGGUGUGAUACACAAUCCCCCGAGGCCACCUACUGUCCCAUCGACGAUCCAAGUCACUAUGGGCGAAACCACUGGACGUUCAAUUCGCAAGCGCGCGCAGUCUGACGGCGAUGAGUACCAACCGUUCACCAAGCGCCGCGCAACCUCCAAACGUGGCCCGUCCCAGCUCCGCGACCGAAACCAAAGCGCGGACACUGCGCUCAAGAUCCACCCAAGUGAUGAUACACGCGUCACUCGCAGCACCCGCGCCAAGCCCAUCACCUUCACGCCCAACGACGACGAUGGGAUGUACAAACGCUUGCGGCGGGAGUGUUUGGGAGAUGGGAGAGACGGUGUCGCGGGAGUGACGGUUAUGUUGGAUAAUGCGGAGUUGUGGGCCCAGUUUCAUGCUUUUGGGAAUGAAAUGAUCGUAACAAAAAGCGGCCGCUGCAUGUUCCCCACCCUAUGCUUCCAGUUCGGCAACCUCGACCCUACCGCACUGUACUCUAUCGCGUUGGAUAUCGUUCAAAGCGUCCCGCAGCGCUUCCGAUUCAGCUACAAGGAUGGAAUGUGGGCACCCGUCUUAGAGGCGAAGAGUGAUGACGAGCCGAAUGCUCAGAAUGAGCUUCCGAGGCCUUGUAGGGCGCAUAUCCUUCCUGUUGGGAUUCAGACAGGAGAAUACUGGACCUCCCACCCCGCCAACUUCUCCAAAAUCAAGCUCACCAACAGCGCUACCCCCCCAUCCAGCACCUCCACCUCCCUCGUCCCCGACGGCUACUUCCUCCUCCGCUCGUUCCACCAAUACCAGCCGCGCGUGCAUCUCAUCAAGCACAGCCAGUCCUUUACCAUCGGCAGCAAGCGCGGCGCUGACCUUGCCGGCGGAGAUGUGGUGACGACGUAUGUAUUUGAGGAGACAAGGUUUAUGGCGGUGACGCAUUAUCAAAGCCAGAAGGUGAAUACUUUGAAGAAGAAUUAUAAUCCGCACGCUAAGGGGUUCAAGGUUUGUGUCGUUGUUGCAUUUGGCAGGUCGUUGACUGGAUACGGAGUGGCUGACAUCUCUUUCCAUCAGGAUGAAGACAUCAAACACACCGUCUCCCGCCUCCGGUCCCGCCCCAUCGAGCAAUCCCCCGCCAUCCAACAACCGCAACCCAUCAUCUCCUUCACGGCGUAUCCCACCUACCGCGGCGGGUCAAGCCAAGACGCGUCCGAAUCCAUGAGGGUCCCCGACGUCAAGAGGCCACGGUAUAAGGAGGAGGAUACGGACUCGGAGAGCUCUGCGUAUGAUAACGCGGAUGUCGAGGUUAAGAAGGAGAAUGUGGUGCAGGACGAUCGACGGGCGAGCAAUGCGUCUGUCGAUACCCUUCGGCUGCAGCAAGAUUCGGAAAGCCAGUGCUCCGCAGCCGGGACCAGCGACGCGUGCGAAGACUGCUACGAGGCGAGCGAUGAUGACAGCAUGGCUGCGAUCCGCGGACUUGUCUCCGACGCCAGCCCUGUGAGCAAACCACCCUACCGGAAACCCUCACUAGCCGCAUCGUACGACGAAAUUCCGGUGCACGAAGCCACUCCAGCUGUCACCCAAAAGCUCACUACCGCAAGCAUCCCCGUCUCCUUAAUCCCGCCCAUAAGCUCCGCCGACGACGACUGGGACAUAGACCUCGACGAUACCCAUCACCCCAACCACCCCCGCGCCGUGCACCCACCCCUCCACGUCGUCACAAACACCCACCGUCGCCGCUCCCUCCCCACCCAAAACCCCCUCGACGUCCUCGCCACCGUCUGCAACUACAUCAUCGACUCCGGCGACCUCACCCGCGCCCCCAGCGAGAUCGCCACAUCCGAACUGUCCCAACCCUCAUCCAUUCCAUCCAAGCGGCGCGCCUCGGAUGCGCAUUGGGAUGCUAACAAGGAAAAUCGAGUGAAAGUGGAUGACGCCGUGGCGCGGAUGGCGAGAUGUACGGCGUCGAGGUUGGGUGCGCUGGUCUCGGCUUGUGAGAUGCGCUCCGCGAGGAUGUGAGGUCUUUUGGUGAAGUCUCGUAUUGCUUUUGUUUGGAUUUUUGCUUCGCUUGGUUUUUUUCAUAUUCUGCAUCUUUCAUUUGUGCCAUUCCCAUUUCAUAGCGGCAGUCCUGCUCUGUUUUGUAUCAUAUCUGUUUCCUGACUCCCCCUCCUGUUUCGCCCCUCUCGCGCACGACAGAUACGGGAGCUCGUGCUUUUGAUUCGAGUUUGAACUGUACAUUCUCACAUCUCCCGUUUCUCACUCCCCUGAUUGGUAGCCCUGAUUGUUAGCCUGAUCUAGUCUAGAACCCCUGUUUUCCGGCAGUUUGUGGAACUUGGAUCCCUUUUCACUUUCUUUUGAAUAUAC
Fimicolochytrium jonesii is the source of this 2642-nucleotide messenger RNA. RefSeq lists its product as uncharacterized. Gene Ontology annotation, cellular component: nucleus. Bases 363 to 2297 code for a protein of 644 amino acids. Gene Ontology annotation, biological process: regulation of transcription by RNA polymerase II; positive regulation of DNA-templated transcription; cell fate specification. The transcript is spliced from 4 exons. The record is from RefSeq and is a predicted model, not a curated record. Gene Ontology annotation, molecular function: RNA polymerase II cis-regulatory region sequence-specific DNA binding; DNA-binding transcription factor activity, RNA polymerase II-specific. Lineage: Eukaryota; Fungi; Chytridiomycota; Chytridiomycetes; Spizellomycetales; Powellomycetaceae.